Molecule: messenger RNA, 1151 nt
Organism: Cylas formicarius (sweet potato weevil)
Lineage: Eukaryota; Metazoa; Arthropoda; Insecta; Coleoptera; Brentidae
Product: protein FRA10AC1 homolog
Exons: 3
Coding region: 417-1139 (240 amino acids)
Biological process (GO): dephosphorylation
Molecular function (GO): phosphatase activity
Source: RefSeq, a predicted model, not a curated record
CUCUGUUCGCUCCCGACAGAAUCCCAUGUAUUCAUCCCAAAAAGUUUGAUAUCGGUUUCCACGGCGUGGAUUUAGUGUUUUGAGUGUUCAGUUCAGUCUUAAAGUGAUAAUCGUCGUCGGUCCCGUCGUUUUUCCCCGUUCACGCCGGUAUUUUUUUGGUAUCGGUCAGAAUCGUUUUUUGCUAGCUGAGCAAAUUUUGGUUAUAUUUUUUCUUCGUACGUCUUGGUCAAUGACCAAAAGCGAAAAUCCUCGACGGAAGUCGGCAAUGGGCAAAUGAUCCUAGCAGUUGCGCCCAACAGUGUUAAACGCAUAAUUAACUUAACUUAUGAACUGCUGUUGUCGUUUUGACAGUGCAAUAAUACAGCAAAGUAAAUUUAUUGUAAAAUUGUUUAUCGUUUAAUAUUUGGAGUCGCCUCAUGAGCCUAAGGCAUCAAAUGAGAUACCUAAACCCCUACGAAUUACACAAGUUGCUCGUAAACGAAUACAUUCUUAAAAGGCCAGGGGAUACCAAGCAUUUGCAGAGAGAUUGUUCUAAAGAUGUUAGAGAUUACGAUGUCAUCAGGCAAAACCAUAAGUUUUUAUGGGAGACAGACCAUACUCCGUGUACAUGGGAGGAACAAUUUGCCAAGAAAUAUUAUGACAAGCUUUUCAAAGAAUAUUGCAUUUCAGAUUUGAGUCGUUACAAAGAAAACAAGGUGGCGUUAAGAUGGAGAACUGAGAAAGAAGUUGUUACGGGUAAAGGACAAUUUAUUUGUGGAAAUAAAAUUUGCAGUGGAAAGGAAGAUUUACGAACUUGGGAAGUAAAUUUUGCUUAUAAGGAGAAAGAGGAGCACAAAAAUGCUUUGGUUAAAAUUCGACUCUGCCCAACUUGUUCUCAUAAGUUAAAUUAUCACAGCCAAAAAAGAGAAGUAAAACGGCUUUACAAUAAUUUUAAACAGAAAGCAGUGACGUAUGCUAGUAAAAAUGCAGCAGAUACUUCUUCAAUUUCACAAGUGGAAUCAGAACUUGUGGAUAAUGUUCAAAUUGAAAGCAAUUGCAACCCAAGUGUGGCUGAUGUAAGCUGGACAGACCACAAACCAAUAGAGACAAAGUCCAGGGAUGAAGAGAUGGAGGAAUAUUUACAAGAUUUAUUGCUAUAAUAUAUUAAAAAU